CGGAGGUCUUUUACCCCGUUCGCGCACAGGGGCGAAACACGCAUCGGCAGCGGCCGCACACGAGCGAGCGCUGCGCGAUGACGCCGGCCGCGAAGAAGGGCAAAUACGACGCCAAGUUCAAGUUGCAGGUGAUAGAGUUCGCCGAGCGAUUCAGCAAUCGCGCGGCGGGCACCAAGUUCGGCCUCAACGAGUCCACCAUCCGCGGCUGGCGCAAGGUGAAGAAGGCGGCCACCACCACACCGCCAGCCACGCCGCCGCCGCGCGGUCAUGCGACAACGGCCGCCCUGGGAUGGCACCAGCAGCCUCAGCACCAGACCCCUCAGGUGACCGCGUACUGCGUCCCGAUACCCCCCGGAGAGCAGCGGGUGCGUGCCGAACCCUGGCCGCGCGAUACCUCCUGGUGCGGAGGCGAGCCCGCACGUGCGCUGGCAGCCGCCGAUGCGAGCACGCACUACCGGAAGUGUCCGGCGCGCGAGCCGCAGGCCAGCGAACCGCCGUCCCCGGCGCGGGCCGCAGCAGCACCCGCGUUCCUGCCCUGCGAGUACCCGCACGGCUACGCGCCCCUCGUGCCUCAUCAUGCCCCGUUUCAGCAGCCACCCCCAGCCCCGGCGCCAUCGGUGAAGCGCGUCCUGCUGAGCGGCAGCGACUACGGCAACGGCUUCCCCGAGGUGUCCGUGCCGUUUACGGUGAUCGCCGAGAAGGCCCUGCGCGCGAUCUGCGAUCAGCGAGGCCCGGCUGCGCCGAGCCCGGCGUGCGCCUCGAACCGCGAAGUGUUCGCCAGCUUCCUGGGACUGACGCCCAACAGACUGGUGGACAACGUGACGUGACCGACCAAGGCUGCGCGCCGGCAGCAGCCCCGGGCUCCGGUCGGGGCGGCGGGCCCGGAGUAGCCGCGCACGCGGUCCCAACACCACCCGUUGUAGUCAACGCCGCCCGCCAUCUACUCCCUCCUCGCGAGGCCAGAGGCCCGGGGUCGCCAACCGGACCACGUUUCCUGCGGCCGACCCGAAAAAAUUUGUCCCCGCAGGAGGGGGGAGCACGCCUGAUCACGUCCUUCGAGAGACUGGCCUCGCGCGCGCGCACGCCAGAAACGUGCUUCUCUACUUAGCUCAGUGCAAUACUUGAUGUCCUUUUCGACGUUGGCGAUGAGGCGUCUCCGCGAGCACUUUAUUAUGCAACGCGCUCUUGCCUUAUUCUAAAAAAAAAAAAAAAAAUGCCCUUGCCCUCCGGACUUGCCAUGCCGAUCGCGCGAUUGCUUUUCUUCUUUAUUUUUUUUUGCGUGAAAUAUGGCGCGCGAAACGGCUCCGCGGUUGGUGAAAAUAAAAAUGAACUCCGAGCUCGUUCGAACGCGCACACGUUUUCCUGUGCAAUCAGUGCCACUUUACUGCACCUAACUACUUCGCACUUUGCUUCUUUCUUGUCGAAUAAUCGAUGCACACUGGAUUCAUAACAGACGGCGACAUUUCUUUGUCUACUUGCUUUUCUUCCCUUAGGAAACAUAAGGUGUGUGUAUAUAUAAAUGGAUAUAUUAGAACAGACAAGAGUUUUCAUAUAGAGCUAUUGCUUAUUAUAAUGACGAGGCAUUACCUGGCUGUGCUCGACAGAUGCCCGUUAUUUUUGACUGGCUCGCUAAGGUGCUGAGCGAAGUGCUUACUUAAGAUGACAGGAGCUGGGUGGCCUUAAUGUGUUGGCCACGUGAAUGUGAUGUUUGCGUGCAUGCUCUAACCUGCCAGUGGUGUGCUUUCGAAAGCUCCGUGCAAGCCAGCUGCCACUGUUGUGAGAACAAACGAAAAAAUAAUGCCUCUGUCUGCUCAACGAAUAGUCCCUGGUGAAAGACGCUUGUGUUCGCCACAGUGUCGAGUAGGCGUGUUCCCUACGAGCUGUCUUCCACGAGACAGUCCACAUUCCAGUCUCCAGCCGUCCUGUAUUGUAGGUGCAUAACGUACUGCUCAAAGUUGCCUAACUGUCGCUCCUCCCCGACUGUUAUGUUCGUCGGACAAAGCUGUUAAACCUGUGCCUGGACAAGUGCUCUGUAUCGAUUGUGCAAACAACCUGGAUGCAAUUAAAGGAUGACAUCUCUUUUUU
Messenger RNA from Rhipicephalus sanguineus (brown dog tick), 2085 nucleotides. RefSeq lists its product as uncharacterized. NCBI's taxonomy places the organism in Eukaryota, Metazoa, Arthropoda, Arachnida, Ixodida, Ixodidae. The record is from RefSeq and is a predicted model, not a curated record. The coding region runs from base 78 to 827 and encodes 249 amino acids. The transcript has a single exon.